This is a messenger RNA of Achroia grisella, 1281 nucleotides long. It is a transcript of the gene mats, whose product is annotated as MOB kinase activator-like 1. NCBI's taxonomy places the organism in Eukaryota, Metazoa, Arthropoda, Insecta, Lepidoptera, Pyralidae. Gene Ontology annotation, molecular function: protein kinase activator activity. The transcript is spliced from 5 exons. The coding region runs from base 148 to 801 and encodes 217 amino acids. The record is from RefSeq and is a predicted model, not a curated record. Gene Ontology annotation, cellular component: nucleus; cytoplasm. Gene Ontology annotation, biological process: hippo signaling; positive regulation of protein phosphorylation.
UCAAGAGCAACUCGACUUCGCUUACUAGUUAUAAUUUUAUAUAAAUAAAUCUAACCUGUUUUAUAUGUUAACUAUUAAGUUAUAGAGCUUGAUAUAGUAAUAUAAAUAUUUGAGGUUCUCUUCGGACCGUGUAUUGUAACAUUCACAAUGAGUUUUCUUUUUGGGAGUCGGUCUAACAAGACCUUCAAACCAAAGAAGAACAUACCGGAGGGUACACACCAGUAUGACCUGAUGCGGCACGCGGCCGCCACCCUCGGCUCGGGCAAUCUGCGACUCGCCGUCAUGCUGCCCGAAGGCGAGGACCUAAAUGAAUGGGUGGCAGUUAAUACCGUGGACUUCUUCAACCAAAUCAACAUGCUGUAUGGCACCAUCACGGAGUUCUGCACCGAGGAGUCGUGCGCUGUGAUGUCAGCCGGACCCAAGUAUGAAUAUCACUGGGCCGACGGCCACACUGUUAAGAAACCUAUAAAGUGUUCAGCGCCCAAAUACAUUGACUACUUGAUGACCUGGGCACAGGAUCAGCUCGAUGAUGAAACACUGUUUCCUUCUAAAAUUGGCGUGCCGUUCCCAAAGAACUUCCUGUCGAUGGCGAAGACGAUCCUGAAGCGUCUGUUCCGCGUGUACGCGCACAUCUACCAUCAACACUUCCCGCAGGUGGUGCAGCUGGGCGAGGAGGCCCACCUCAACACCUCCUUCAAACACUUCAUCUUCUUUGUACAGGAAUUCAGUUUGAUCGAGCGGCGAGAGCUGGCGCCUCUACACGAACUGAUCGAGAAGCUGACGGCGAAGGAGGCGCGAUGAUCGCCGCCGGCCCCUCCACCACGCGGCCGCCACCCCACACACUUACAUAGCCUUGCAUACCCCCGGAGUUGACCUGCAUAUCAAUCGAAUUUUCUUCGUACCAACGAGAAGCAACGUAGAUGAUCUGUAAAGGACGUCGUCGUUUAAUUCCUUGCUGCAUAUUGUACGUUGUAUGUAGACGAGACGAGAACCUUCUAGUUCCUUCUACGUAAUCCAUUAGCUCGUAUAAUUUAUGAAUUACUCGCGCCUAAUAUAACUUUUUUGUAAUACUGUUACCAAUGUGUUGCAGCUUCUAUUGGUGAACGACUCGUAUAGACUUAUUUUUGUGAUAGUAUUUGGAAGUGAAUGGGGGCCGUACAACUAUUACGUAAGUACUAUGGGAGGGCGGGGGUCAUUACUUUGCUUGUUUUGGAUGACAAGGGGUGGUGGGGGAGUCUAGGUGAUGAUUACGUCAUCGGUAGUCAUUUACUUUUUACACGA